Molecule: messenger RNA, 1430 nt
Organism: Myxocyprinus asiaticus (Chinese sucker)
Lineage: Eukaryota; Metazoa; Chordata; Actinopteri; Cypriniformes; Catostomidae
Product: clathrin light chain A-like
Exons: 7
Coding region: 87-791 (234 amino acids)
Biological process (GO): intracellular protein transport; clathrin-dependent endocytosis; clathrin coat assembly
Cellular component (GO): clathrin coat of trans-Golgi network vesicle; plasma membrane; postsynaptic endocytic zone cytoplasmic component
Molecular function (GO): structural molecule activity; clathrin heavy chain binding
Source: RefSeq, a predicted model, not a curated record
CCACUGACAUUGGAGCCGUCGACGAGGAAGACAGUAGGACGAUUUGUGUUUUCACCCGUUCUCACUCUAAACACAAAUAGCUAGUCAUGGACGAUUUUGAUAUGCUAAGCGCCCCUCAGGGAAGCGCAGGGAACGGUGUGGGGGCAGAUGAGGAUCCUGCGGCGGCGUUUCUGGCCCAGCAGGAGAGUGAGAUCGCUGGCAUCGAGAAUGACGAGGGCUUCAGCAUCCUGGACAGCGGAGAGGUGCCUUCAUCCUUCAGCCAAGAGGACGGUGGAGCAGUGAAUGGAGAUCUGCAUGGGGAGAGCAAUGGUCCUUCAGACGUGUAUGCAGCCAUCUCCAGUGUAGACCGGUUGCAGGCCGAGCCGGAGAGCUUGCGGAAGUGGAGAGAGGAGCAGCGUGAGAGGCUGGAGCAGCUCGAUGCUAACUCGCGUACGCAGGAGGCAGAAUGGAAAGAAAAGGCAAAGCUGGAGCUGGAGGAGUGGCACACCAGGCAGAACGAGCAGCUGGAGAAGACCAAAGUGAACAACAGGGUGCUGGAUGAGGAUUUCUACAAACAACCCUUCGCUGAUCUGAUUGGUUAUGUCACUCACAUUAACCAUCCUUGCUACCGCCUAGACCAGGCUGCCGAGGAAGCCAUGGUGUCUGAGCUGGAUGAAAACAGCCCUGGCACAGAAUGGGAGCGUGUGGCACGCCUUUGCGACUUCAACCCCAAGUCCAGCAAGCAGGCCAAGGAUGUCUCCCGCAUGCGCUCUGUCCUUAUCUCCCUUAAACAGUCCCCGCUCGUGCGCUAAGCUCCACCUCUGAUAUCCCAGCAAAUUCCCUGCAGCUAUUGGGCCUCACGACAUUCAUAUGUUUGUGUAUUCUUUUGGCUGUGGUUCCAUCCCAAUGGUUUUGAGAUCAUUUCCAUAUAUAAAUAAUCUAUAUUAUUUUAUUGCAUAAUAUGAUAUAGGUAUAUCUAUAUGUUUAUAUAUAUAUAUUCCAUCUAUAAAUUUAUACAUAUAUAAUGAUAUUCAGAUUGUUUUUAUUUUUUGGUGUCUAUUUUAAGGACCAAACUCCAUAACUGUCUUCACUUUCUUUUCCAUGUAGAAACUGUGGCAUUGUGACACUAUCAAUCUAUGCAUUUCCCUCCUUAAUCUGUUUGGGAAUAAAGUACUACAUGUCUUGUGUAUGUUGUAUACAAAUGGUGGAUAUAUCCUAUGUAUGUGUAACUAUGUACAUAAAGACUGGUCCUCUGUACGCUUCAGUAAUGGCACAAGUUGUGGAAGAACAGAGCUUUACCCCAGUAAAUGUUGCGUCAUGUUGUCUAUUGUUUCAGUAUGAUUAAACACGUUUUAAAUGUGUCUGUGAGAGUGUCUAUCCCAAUAGAAAAAAAGGUAACACUUUAAGGUUGUAUUUGUCAACAUCUGUUAACAUUAAAACUAAGCAAUACU